Messenger RNA from Acyrthosiphon pisum (pea aphid), 1579 nucleotides. Its product is annotated as SDR family oxidoreductase shroud. Lineage: Eukaryota; Metazoa; Arthropoda; Insecta; Hemiptera; Aphididae. Gene Ontology annotation, molecular function: oxidoreductase activity. The transcript is spliced from 5 exons. The record is from RefSeq and is a predicted model, not a curated record. The coding region runs from base 187 to 1437 and encodes 416 amino acids. Gene Ontology annotation, biological process: steroid metabolic process. Gene Ontology annotation, cellular component: intracellular membrane-bounded organelle.
CAAAGUAAAAAAUGUGCAUGUGUUUAAACUAAUAAUAAUAAUAAGUAAAUAGUGAGUUAUAGAAUUAUGGUUUAAAGGUUUCUACUAUAUUAAAAUAUUUUGUUCAAAGUCAAAAAUGUGGAUGUGUUUAACUAAUAAUAAUAAUAAAUAAAAAGAUCUAAAAAGUGUCAAUGUGUUUUAACAGUAAUGUCAAACAUGAAAAUAUUUCAGAUUAUCAAUGUGAGAAACCAUUAUGUAAUACACAGUUGUUUGGCAAUAUCUUUAGUUACUGUAACAGUUUGGAUGACAAAAAUUCUAAGAAAAAAAAAAAAAAGAAGUCACAAUGCUCAACAAUGUGUCAACAAUAAAAUAAUUUCAAUUCCAUUAGUUAUUAUAACAGGCUGUGAUACAGGUCUUGGAUAUUCAAUUGUUAUGAGAUAUUUAAAAGGCGAACAUUUGAAUAAAAAUCAAAAUAACAGUAAAAUAUAUAAUAUGCUAUUUUCCAAUAACAAAGCACUAUUAGUCCCAAAUAAGAUUGCGAUAAUUGCAUUUUGUUUGAAUACUAAUAGUCCAGGUGCUAAAUGCUUAGUUCAACUUUCCCUUGAAAAUAAUAAUAUUCAAUUGUUCGUUAGACAAUUAAAUUUAACUGAUAAUGAUUCUAUUAAGACUGGUGUCACUUUUGUUACUGAUCUACUUCAACAAAAUGUUGAUAUAAUUGACCAAAACAAUGAAACAGUUGUUUCAAAAUAUGAACUACAUGCAUUGGUCAACAACGCAGCGCGUAUGGUGAUGGCGGAAUAUGAAUGGCAAACUUCAAAAAUGAUAAAAGAGCAAUUUGAAGUUAAUAUUUUAGGUCCAAUUAAGUUAACUGCUAUGUUAUUGCCUGCAUUUCGCAAAGAUAAAAGUCGUGUGAUAAAUGUAAUUAGUCAUUGUGCAUAUCUCCCACUUCCCGGAGUAUCUAUUUAUGGUGCUACAAAAGCAGCCGUGCGUGCAUGGACACUUGGAACAAGAGUUGAACUUGAUAUUCAUGGCAUAAAAAUGAUCACAUUUUCACCAGGAUCUUUUUAUCUUCAUUCCUCCAUUAUGAAUGGUGAACAAAGAAUGAUUGAUUAUAAAGAAAUGUGCAAUAAUAUGAAUAAGGAGCAAUUAGCAUAUUAUGGUGCUUUUAUGGAUACCUAUCAAAAUUACUUGGGUAAUAUUGAUGUAUACAUUAGUCCUCCAGAAACAACCAUUCCAAGCACUAAUAAAAUAUACUGUCAAAUGGAUAAUGCACUAUGGGCAGUCGAACCCAAAUCUGAGUAUAAUGUACCUGAACCUUGGCGAUAUAGAAUCUAUUUUGCUGUAGCUUGGACUCUAUCAUCAUUAGGCUUACAUUAUUUUAAAGAUAAGGUUGUACGUAAAUUUGUGGCUACACCACAGUUUCGUAAUAAUUUUGCAAGUCAAGUUGAAAAUAUCUAAUAAACAGGAUUUUGAACUUAUGAAAUGUGCAUUUCUAUACUGAAUUUGAUAAAACAUGACAAAGUAUAAAUGUAAAAUGUUUCAAAAUAGUUCAGUGAGUUCAAAUAUGAAAUUGUAUUUUGUUUAUUUAUACCUAUUUUUA